UGAACAAAAUAAAGAGAGGAGAAAGAGAGCGCAAAUGGAGUGGAAGAAAUGGUACUUAGACGCGAUUCUUGUGCCCUUAGCUCUUAUGAUGAUGAUUUGUUACCACAUCUACUUGUCCUUCAUGGUCCGAACCAAUCCCUUCUCCACCCUCCUCGGCAUUAACUCUCACGGCCGCCGGAUUUGGAUUUCUGCUAUGAUCAAGGACAAUCAGAAGACGAACAUAUUGGCGGUACAAACACUGCGUAACAUAGUAAUGGGAGCUACACUGAUGGCCACGACCUGCGUGCUUCUCUGCGCGGGUCUAGCCGCAGUGUUAAGCAGCACUUACAGCAUCAAGAAGCCUCUAAACGACGCCGUUUUUGGUGCUCAUGGAGAUUUCGCCAUAUCCAUCAAAUACCUAACAAUUCUCACAAUUUUCAUCUUCUCCUUUUUCUUCCACUCCCUCUCCAUCCGUUUCCUAAACCAAGUCGCCAUUCUCGUAAACAUCCCUAACUUAGACCCUAAUCCUUCUGGUUGCGUCUUCCUCACGUCUGAGCACGUCAGCGAGAUGUUCGAAAAGGGUAUCUUUCUUAACACGGUAGGUAACAGGUUGUUCUACGCAGGCUUUUCUCUAAUGUUAUGGAUCUUUGGUCCCAUCCUCGUGUUCUUUAGCGUUUUGGUGAUGGUUCUUGUUCUUUCUCACCUCGAUUUCGUGUCACGCAACAACAAUAAAGAAAAACUACGUAUAGUGGAUAUACGUCGUUCCUCUGAUUUUACGAAUGGUGGUGAAGACUAGGAAUCUAGGACGCAAGAUGACUUUUUUGGUUAAAGGAUGAUGCUUAUUGAUAGUACAUGACGAUGAUAUCAUAACCUCCGGAUUGUUAAUAAAUGCACUUGGAGAUUUUCUCUUGUUAUGACUUAUGGCCUUGCUUUUAUGAACUUUUAUUAUU
Arabidopsis thaliana (thale cress) is the source of this 929-nucleotide messenger RNA. RefSeq names its product transmembrane protein, putative (Protein of unknown function, DUF599). NCBI's taxonomy places the organism in Eukaryota, Viridiplantae, Streptophyta, Magnoliopsida, Brassicales, Brassicaceae. The record is from RefSeq and is marked reviewed. The transcript has 2 exons. Bases 35 to 775 code for a protein of 246 amino acids.